UACAGAUGUUAGUUAAGUGAUUUUCCUCCUAAUAUUCAGAAUAAUUUUUUGUCUACGGUUCUACUACACAUAGACAUUAAACAAACUAAAAACUACCCGGUAAAUUAAGAGAAAAAUUAUCUUGAUUCGAUAAGUACCGACAUUUAUGAACUAAAUCCCACCAAUUAAAAUUUAUUUAAUUUAGAAUAAGCAGCAAAUGUAGAAGUGUAUAGCAAUCAUAAAAGACGUCGCCGCGCUUUUAUAUUCAAUAAUUUUUUCAGUCACAAAUCAUCAUUUAUAGUGUAAAGGUCGUUUCUAGGACACGGGCGGCAGUGUUUUGUAAAUAAGACAUUAACCUUUAACUCGCCAUAGAUAGUGUUAAUAGUAUUUACGUAAAUCUAAACUUACUUUAUCACCGCCGAUUUCCAGCAUUUUUAAAACCGCCAAAAACUAUAUUAACUACCCGUAGUUAACUGCAUUUAUAAAUAAUAUCUUACUAUGUCUACUGUCAUCCGAAGUCUUCCUUAUUUCACCAAGGGCGUUGUAAUUAAAGGCUUUGGCCGGGGAUCAAAAGAACUAGGAUGUCCCACUGCCAAUUUCCCAGAAGAAAUUGUGAAUAAACUUCCCGAAGACUUAACGCCUGGAGUUUACUAUGGUUUUGCUCAAAUCGACGCAGGUGAGAUCUAUAAAAUGGUUAUGAGCAUCGGGUGGAACCCAUUUUAUAAUAACACGAAGAAAUCUAUGGAAACCCACCUGAUCCACAAGUUCGAGAAAGAUUUUUAUGGACAAGAAUUGCGAGUGGCCAUAUUAGGCUACCUACGGCCGGAGAAAAAUUUUUCUUCAUUGGACGAGCUGGUUAAGGCCAUCGAUGAGGACAUAGAAAAAGCCAAAUUCGAAUUAGACAAACCGGAGCUGCAAACAAUAAAAAAUAAUUCUUUUUUUGCCAGAUAAGGAUUGCACGUGUGAAUUUUGUUAUCUUAACAGUAUUGUUUUACUGGCGGCUUUGUUAAGAUAAUAAACUUAAAUAAACGUACUUAAUAAUA
This is a messenger RNA of Anthonomus grandis grandis, 1022 nucleotides long. RefSeq names its product riboflavin kinase. Lineage: Eukaryota; Metazoa; Arthropoda; Insecta; Coleoptera; Curculionidae. Gene Ontology annotation, biological process: riboflavin biosynthetic process; FMN biosynthetic process. The coding region runs from base 478 to 930 and encodes 150 amino acids. Gene Ontology annotation, molecular function: riboflavin kinase activity. The record is from RefSeq and is a predicted model, not a curated record. Gene Ontology annotation, cellular component: mitochondrion. The transcript is spliced from 3 exons.